Molecule: messenger RNA, 1416 nt
Organism: Fusarium keratoplasticum
Lineage: Eukaryota; Fungi; Ascomycota; Sordariomycetes; Hypocreales; Nectriaceae
Exons: 1
Coding region: 1-1416 (471 amino acids)
Molecular function (GO): lyase activity
Source: RefSeq, a predicted model, not a curated record
AUGACCGUCCAGUUUGGCUCCAACGAGGGCACCGCCCUUUCGGCGAGUGAACUUCAUCCAGUGACCAAACUGUUUGCUGAGUUCAUCGCCAACGCUGAGCCCUCGAUCCUCCCACCCACUCUCAUUUCUCGACUAAAGGAAUACUUCUUGGAUUACCUUGGGGUUACGAUUGCUGCAUCACACGAGUGGGAGUCCACGGAAAAGAUCGUUCACGGCAUCGUUGCCCUGGGCGCCCGGAACGGAUCUAGCACUGUUCCACUCAAAGGCAGCAACUUCCUACCCCAGUACGCAGGAUUGUUAAAUGCCACCUUUGGUCACACUAUGGACUUUGACGACACCUACGCACUCGGCACCUUGCAUGCUGGAACCUGUGCUUGGCCUGCAGCUCUCACUCAGGCGGAACUUCUUGGCAGCGAGGGCGCUACCAGCGAGCAGUUUCUCCUGGCUGCCGCCGUAGGUUAUGAAAUCAUUUGUCGCUUGGGAGGAAAACUUCGGAACGAUGCCUACGAGAGAGGCUUCCAUAACACGGCCACCGCGGGCAUAUUUGGUGCGGUUGCCGCGAUAUCGGUUCUGAAGCGACUCUGUGCCUCAACCAUCGAAACCGCUUUUGGGUUAGCCCUGUCAAAGGCCGCUGGGUCAAUGCAGUAUUUGGAGAAUGGAAGCUGGAACAAGCGGGUUCAUCCGGGAUUCGCCGUUCACGACGCUUUCGUCUGUGUAUCUCUUGCCGAAGCUGGCGUCGUGGGGGCGGCUAGAAGCAUCGAGGGCAAGUAUGGAUUUCUGCACAGCUACACUCCGCGAACUGGCCACGAUCUACCGUCCCUCACGGCUGACCUUGGAGUGCGCUGGGACUUCUUGAAGACGGCCUUGAAGCCGUAUCCGGCUUGCAGAAUGACGCACGGCCUGAUCGAGGUGGGAGGAAGCAUUGGCCUCCAGAACAAGGGUCGCGAGGUCAAGAGGAUGAUCAUUUCUCUGAGCUCACCCAAUCACCUAGUGGUGGGGUCACGAAUUCCAAACAAGCUGCACCCCGACAACAUCGUCGAUGCUCAGUUCUCCGCAUAUUUUCAGCUGGCCCAUGCUUGGCUCCAUGGACCUGAAACUGGAGUUGAGUUUGCAAAACGGCUCGAAGAUGAGUCCAUUCACAUCUUGUCGGACAACAUAGAAUGCAUCACCGACGACACGGUCACGGCAAUGGGUAGUAAGCUGCACAUUGAGUAUGCAGAUGGGGAGAGCCAGGAUGUAGACAUACCUUUCCCCUUGGGCGAACCAGAGCACCCAUUCAACCGAGAGCAGGCGGAGGCCAAGUAUUUUAGCCUCGUGGUUCCGGUGUUGGGAAAAGAGAAGGCUCGGGAAAUCAAGGCCCUGGUUGAGGAGUUGGAGGAAAGUUCAGUGGUAAAGCUAUUGCACAUGAUCGCAUAA